AUGAGCACAGCAAGAUUCAUCAAGUGUGUGACGGUCGGAGAUGGAGCUGUGGGGAAGACUUGUAUGCUGAUUUCAUAUACCAGCAAUACUUUUCCUACGGAUUACGUUCCGACAGUUUUUGACAAUUUCAGUGCGAAUGUGGUUGUCGAUGGAAGUACUGUCAACCUCGGCCUGUGGGAUACUGCUGAUUAUAAUAGGCUUCGGCCUCUGAGGUACAGAGGAGCAGAUGUGUUUUUAUUGGCAUUUUCCCUAAUUAGCAAGGCCAGUUACGAGAAUAUUUACAAAAAGUGGCUUCCGGAGCUGAAACAUUAUGCGCCUAGCAUCCCCAUCGUACUCGUCGUAACCAAGUUAGAUUUGAGGGAUGAGAAACAGUUCUUGAAAGAUCAUCCGGGAACAGCUUCAAUAACAACUGCUCAGGGAGAGGAAUUAAGAAAGAUGAUUGGAGCCAUCAGGUACUUAGAAUGCAGCUCCAAAACCCAACAGAAUGUGAAGGCGGUGUUUGAUACAGCUAUCCGGGUAGCGUUGAGGCCACCAAAGUCAAAGAAGAAGAUAAAGCCAUUGAGGACCAAAAGAUCAAGAACAUGCUUUUUCUUCUAG
This is a messenger RNA of Eruca vesicaria subsp. sativa (arugula), 597 nucleotides long. The record is from the annotation of a GenBank genome assembly. Lineage: Eukaryota; Viridiplantae; Streptophyta; Magnoliopsida; Brassicales; Brassicaceae.